This is a messenger RNA of Pyrus x bretschneideri (Chinese white pear), 1989 nucleotides long. RefSeq lists its product as uncharacterized. NCBI's taxonomy places the organism in Eukaryota, Viridiplantae, Streptophyta, Magnoliopsida, Rosales, Rosaceae. The coding region runs from base 1 to 1989 and encodes 662 amino acids. Gene Ontology annotation, molecular function: protein dimerization activity; DNA binding. The record is from RefSeq and is a predicted model, not a curated record. The transcript is spliced from 4 exons.
AUGAAUCAUCCUGAUAAUCAUGCGAAUGAUAAUACUAAUCUGGAUGAUAAUGCUAAUCCGGAUGAGAUUGUAGAAAAUUAUCACACUCCGUUGUGGAAGUAUGUCAAAAACCUCGAAAAAGUGGGAAAUAAAGGAGGAGGAAAUACUGAAUUUAAAUGCAAUUAUUGUCAGAAAACUUAUAAAGGAUCCUACCCUAGGGUCAAGUAUCAUUUGUUAAAAAUGGCUGGAAACGGGAUCGCGCCUUGCAGCAAGGUUACUAAUGAAAAUCUUGCAGAAAUGAAAAAGUUAAUUCAAGAGUGUGAAUAUAAGCUGAAGAGUUCUGCUCUUAAGAAUGUGUCUUUGCCCAAUACUGGUUCUUUCUGUUAUGAUCUACCUGAAGUGAAUCUUGAUCCAAAGAAGAGAAAAGGAACAAGUGGGCCUCUCAGUAAAGCUUUUAACAAGGAAGCUCAAGAUCAAUGGUAUGUUCCACCAGGUUACAAUGCACUAAGAACCACUCUUCUGCAACAAGAGAAGAGUCACAUUGAACAAUGCCUCCAACCAAUCAAACGCACAUGGAGCACUAAAGGUGUAAGUUUGUGUAGUGAUGGGUUGACAGAUGCACAAAGGAGACCACUAAUUAAUAUUAUGGCAACUUGUGAAAGCGGGCCUAUGUUCUUGAGGGCAAUUAAUUGUGAAGGUGAAUAUAAAGACAAGCAUUGUAUUGCCAACUUUCUCACAGAAGCUAUCAAAGAAAUUGGUCAUGAAAAUGUUGUUCAAGUGAUCACUGACAAUGCUCCUGUCUGUAGAGCUGCUGGGUUACUUAUUGAGGCUCACUAUCCCCAUAUCUUUUGGACACCCUCUGUUGUUCACACUCUUAAUCUUGCUUUGAAGAGUAUAUGCUCUCCGAAACAAACAAAUGUUUCGUACGAUGACUGCAAUUGGAUUUCAACUAUUGCUAGUGAUGUUUGGUCCAUAAAAUUUUUUAUUAUGAACCAUAGCAUGAGAUUGUCCAUGUUUAAUGAACAUUGCAAACUAAAGUUGCUCUCCAUUGCCGAAACAAGAUUUGCUUCCACACUUGUGAUGCUUAGAAGAUUUAAGGAAGUAAAGGAAGGUUUACAACAAAUGGUGAUUAGCCCGAAUUGGGCUUUGUACAAAGAAGAUGAUUUGGUUAAAGCAAUGUCGGUGAAGCAAAAAAUAUUGGAUGAGUACUUUUGGGAGAAGAUUGAUUAUAUUCUUUUCUUUACAGCUCCAAUAUAUGAGGUUAUUAGAAUGGCUGAUACAGAUAAACCUUGUCUUCACUUGGUGUAUGAGUGGUGGGAUACUAUGAUUGAAAAGGUGAAAGCUGCUAUCUACAGGAAUGAGCGCAAGGCAUUACAUGAAAAAAGCAGCUUUUUUGAUGCGGUGUAUCGCAUUUUAUUGGAGCGAUGGACUAAAAGUAGCACACCACUUCAUUGUUUGGCGUAUUAUAGUUCAGAAUGGCUCCAAGAAGACCCUAGUCGGGUUGCUCCACACCGAGAUGUUAAGCUUACAACUGAAAGGAAAAAGUGCUUUGAGAGAUACUUUUCCAAUGAGGAAAUUAGAAGAAGUAUCAAUGUGGAGUAUGCCUCUUUCUCUAUGUGCUUGAAUGACUUUGGAGCUAUUGAUUCUAUGAAUGAUAGGUUUCAUUUGGAACCAGUGAUGUGGUGGAUUGUCCAUGGAGCUUCUACACCUAGUCUCCAAUCCAUAGCGUUGAAGCUACUUGGACAACCUUGUUCCUCCUCUUGUUGUGAAAGAAAUUGGAGCACUUAUAGUUUUAUUCACUCUCUAAGAAGGAACAAGAUUACACCACAAAGAGCGGAGGAUUUGGUAUUUGUGCAUAAUAAUCUUCGUCUUUUAUCAAGGAAUAGCUCAACCUACAAAGAAGGUAUUACUCAAUUGUGGGAUGUUGGAGGAGAUGGCUUUGAAAACUUGGGUGAAGAAAGUGUCGGGAUGCUUGAUAUUGCUAACCUUUCACUUGAUGAACCGUCAUAG